CGCAACAGUACAUGCAACGUAACAAUGGAUAUGACGUCAUAAUAAGAAUUGCGUUGUCUGACAACAAAAUCAGAGUAAACAAAAUGGGUAGCUUCAAUAGUAAAGUUGCGCCUUUUCCUACAACUUUUCGCACCAAAAAGCAGCAAAAGAGACUGAAAAAGACCCUUAAUAAACAUGGAAUCAAAGCCAAAGUGACCAGAGGUGGCGUUGCGUUUGAUAUUGCAAUAACUGGCGGAGGAGAGCCAACAUGCCGUAUAGCGUUGCCUUUGAACAAAAAGCUUCAGAGAUAUGAGGAUGAAGUUGCUUUAAAAAGUAAAAUGGAACUUGCAAUGAUAGAAAAGCAAGAGAGAGCCAGAGAACGAAGGGAGGAAAUAGAGAGGAGGAGGAAGGAAAAGAUGAGGAGACAAACACUACAUCGCCAGACAAAUUAUAAACUCAGUGUGAUGUUUCAUUUGCUGGACAAUUUACAGUGAUCCGAAUA
This is a messenger RNA of Saccostrea cuccullata (small rock oyster), 481 nucleotides long. RefSeq lists its product as uncharacterized. NCBI's taxonomy places the organism in Eukaryota, Metazoa, Mollusca, Bivalvia, Ostreida, Ostreidae. The transcript is spliced from 2 exons. The record is from RefSeq and is a predicted model, not a curated record. The coding region runs from base 12 to 473 and encodes 153 amino acids.